AACCUAAAUUUACUAUGUUUUUCUUCCAGGUUUAACCUACUUUAAUAAAUCCAGGAUGCGUCAGCCGGACAAGAAUUCCAGUGUUUAUGAACUCAACUUAAGUAGAGCUCCAAAUCUACGAUGUGUGAACAGUUCUGUUAAGUCUUGUAUGACUUGUGAAGCUUGUAGACUUGGCUCAAAACUUAACCGAACUAAAGAAUGGUUCGUUCGUUGUGGAGAUCCUGCAAAAAGACGGUUYGUUCUUGGACUCAUACACCGGUUUGAAUCCUUAGACUUAUUCAUGUAUAUUAAUUUUAUCCUAAAACCGUUACAAUAUAAGGAUUUUACGUACGCAAGGUCACGAAGUAAACCAAGUCUUCAGAUGGAUUUAGCUUCUCCUCCAACUAAUCAUGCGCUCAAUGAAAACGAACUUGAACAAGCCAUAGACGACACAUGGCUAUGGUUUUUAGACAGUGCUUAUUGGACUAAGUUGAACUUUAUGCUUGGAGUAAUGCAGUGGUGUGACUCUCCGCUGUUGUUUAUUAUGGCUAACAAGACAAGGACAUUAUACCAACGCGAAAGACGUAAACAGAGGGCCAUUGAAGAAGGAAUCAUUGAAGAAGAUAAACAUGAGUACAUGUCAUUAUGUAGUACAAUGACCAGGAGUGAACUAUCUAUAAUGAACGAAAGCAGAAGAAAUAGUGAAAUGGAAGUUUUCCGAGACACGCCAACAAUAGAAUCAAAAUCAUGUACCAGCAUACACUCUGGUAGUACAGGCAAAACAGAUGUCAGUGAUCGCCAUGCUUCUUGUCAGGAGGACGAUGUGGAGAAAGAUUCCACAACAAGACCUUCUUCUCAAAAAUUUCGAGAUUCUCCUGCAAGUGCAACAAGGUCUGUGCCAUGCAUAGGAAACAAUCAUAGCAACCACGAAUCAAGAGAUAUUCAUUCUGCACCAGCAGAUUCUAGAAAAAUACAACCAAAAACCCUACUAAGGUCGACUUUUGAUAAGGAUGUAUUUAGUGAUGAUUAUGCUUCAGGAGAUGAUUUUGAGGAUGAUGAGAACUUGAUUACUGAUCCAUCUGUAUUUGUCAUGGCAUUGCCAGCUAUAGCUCAUAGUGGCAUCGCAAAGUACAAGGACUUUAUACGUUGUUUGCCAGUCCAUCUGUCAAAGUUUAUCCUAGGAUUACUAGACAAGAACAGUCUGACAAACUGCUUGUGUAUCAGUAAACACUGGAGAAUUCUUGCCGAAGAAGUGAAAGCAGAUUAUAUGGUUCAUCAGUUGAUGGCUGAAGAAAUUAUGCUGAUGCAGGGUGCUUCUGCCCAAGGUAUGGAUCCAAGGUAUGCCAAGUGCAUUCCAGUACAUGUGCCUUUGGAUCAAGAUCCAUCUGUGGAGACAGUUUCUUUAAACCUCAAAACCAAGUCAAUUAGUGGAAGAAAUUUAGCAGAGUGUUAUGACGGCAUCAAGACAAAGACAGUAGAAAUGGAAGAACGGAAUAUAUACUGUGGGGCAUACAACGUGUUGGUGUUACAGGAUAUAGAGGAUCAUCAUCGUUGUACUAAUUUCAGAGGAGGAAAAUUUGUUGUUUCUGGCUCGUACGACAGACGUGUACGUUUGAUUGACUCAGCAACAGGAAGGUGCGAGAGAGCCAUCCAGGGGCAUGCUGGGUCUAUACGAUGUGUGUUUGCAUCAGAGGAGAGAGGGAUUGUACUAAGUGGUGGAUAUGAUACUUCUAUAAGGUGCUGGGACAUCAAACGAGGGAACUGCAAGCGUAUAUUUCGAGGGCAUCGUGCAACUGUCAUGUGUAUUAGUCUCCAUGGUAACAACUUGGCUUCUGGGUCACGUGAUAAGAGUGUCAAGGUGUGGAACUUUGACUCUGGCAAGUGUCGACGGACGUUUCGUCAUCGUCACGUGGUCCUUGAUGUUCAAGUUUCUGAUACUUUAGCCAUCAGUGGGUGCGAAGGAGGGAAAGUUAAGGUGUGGGACAUCGAAUCGGCAACCUUGGUUAAGUCCUUAGACGGCCAUCACAACGUGAUCACCUGCGUCAAGUUCGAUGACCAUCACAUAAUCACCGGCAGCAUGGAUGGUUACGCCAUGGCCUGGAGCACUAUUGGACGACACAAAAAAUGUCUACAGGCUUUCCGCCAUCCCAAGGAGGUGCUUUGUAUAGAAUUUCUUUAUUGUCGAAUAAUCACUGGAUCUGCAGAUGGGAAGCUGCGGAUUUGGAACCUCUUAAAUGGCGACUGUCUUCGCUUGAUACGCGGGAACAGUAAAAACGAUGCAAUAACGACUAUUUGCGCAAAAGACAGUAGGAUGGUCAUAAACACCUUUAGUAACCUGUUAAUUUUUAACUUCGAGGCCGUCGAAUGGAACUACAAUUUACAACCAGAGCGACCCGAGGGACUUGGUCGACUAAACCUCUACAGCAAAAACUCACCGCGGAAGCUUCCGCGUCAUUACAUACGCGCGCAAAGGCUCAUGCGCGCAGAUACCAAAGACAGCCUCCCCUCCAGACCCCCCUCACGCUCGGCCAUCGGAGGGACAAUCGAUGAUCCUGCCAGAAGAGUAGCCAGUGCGCCUAUUCGAUUGGUUCACCGAAAUAGUACCCUUAACAGCAUUAGUAAUCACGUGACCAGGAUCACCAGUGCGCAUGUUAGAAAAGCAAAAGUUGUUAGGCCCCAAUCUUCUCCCGCUAAGGUGACGUCAAGUAAGAGCGCCGAGUUUAACGUUGUUCCAUUCUCUCCUGACCAUAGUCUUAAAGACAAUGCCUAUUUUACUGACGUCUUACAAACCUACCCCAGGCCUCCUCCUCUACCAGAUAACAAGUCGGCACAUAUUAUAUCACGUGGUCGAUCCGCUCCAGUCUUUCGAACCCAGACUCUUCCUCUGAAUAAGAGGGGGUGGACUACUUCAGCUGAGGAUGUCAUCAAGCCUUGUGAAAACAAAAUAAUGAUGUCUCCGUCGCAAGCUAGGAUGAAAGUAGCGAGGCAACGUCCGAAAAGUGCUCAAGAAGGCAUCAACAUGUCUAUUUCAAGCAAUCCUUUGAAGAGUCUAUCCUGUCUGAACUUAAAGACCUACUCGAACCAACUGCAGUUUGAAGAAGAUCUGAAGAAGACAAGGAAAGCACAGAAAUUGAAGAAUAAAACUCAUGAAAUUAGAGCUAGGUCCGCUGACCAACCACAUCGGCCUCACUCAUUUGUAGCAUCUUUUGCAUGACGAACACGUGUCCUAGUGAGAGUCACGUAAAAUCACUUUGUCAUUAUUUUAUAUAAAUUUAAAGUUGAAUUCUUAAAUAAUUGCAAAAGUUAAAAUUCACGUACCACUGGUGUACUUGCACACAAAAAAAUUUAGGUGUUAAAGUUGCAAAAUUAGAAGCGCAUUUUUAUAUUUUUGAUACUUUUGCAUAAAUACCUUUUGGUGAAAUAUAUUUUUCAUGUAUAUAUUCGAAAUUGAC
Actinia tenebrosa (Australian red waratah sea anemone) is the source of this 3431-nucleotide messenger RNA. Its product is annotated as F-box and WD repeat domain containing protein 10B. Gene Ontology annotation, molecular function: protein binding. The record is from RefSeq and is a predicted model, not a curated record. NCBI's taxonomy places the organism in Eukaryota, Metazoa, Cnidaria, Anthozoa, Actiniaria, Actiniidae.